AUGAGCGUGGCCCAGGAGGCGGCGUCGCGACCCUGGCCCUGGCUCGCCGUCGCCGCCGUCCUCGUCGCAGCUGUCAGCGCCGCCAUCCCCACGGCGGUCCGGCGGCGACGUUCAAAGCAGGAGGAAGGCUCCUACGACCCGUCAUCUGGCAGUAGCCGGUCCGCUCCAGGUUCGAAGAAGACGGAGCUGACGGAGCAGGGGUCUGAACCCUCCGAGCCCGCCGCAGAAGCCAUCGCUCACGUGUGUCCAGAGCAUCAGGGCAACGCUAAAUCCCUCGCCGCAGCGUUCGGGUUGAACGCGUGCCUUCUUCGAAAGAGCCCGCCCGGCCACGCCGAGGAGUCUGCGAAGAAGCUCCUCGAGGGCUCCUGCACUGACAGAAGAACCGAUUCAGCUAAGGCAGAGUCUAAGGCGGCCGAUGGGCAGAGCGAGGCUGCCCAACGUCUUCUGGCCGCCUCGAUCGCCGAGGGCGCCCAGGGCGAACAAGGGCUGAGGGCGGGAAAGAAGUGCACCACGUGCGAGCACCCAUACAAGCGCUUCGACGAUACAUAUGCCCUGAGCCAGCAGAACCGGGACUCCAUGCAGACAGAAUUCACGCCUGACGUCUCGAGCCCGGUGCGGAACUGGACAGGUUGGCGAGAGGCGGCGCUGGCCGCGCAGACGACGGGCUCUUUGAGGGCCAGGUUCUCCGAAGAGAGGGUGCAGUCGGAGUCGGGCCGUGUGCCCGCCUUGCAGCCCAGGGUGCUUGGAGAGGACCUGCAGUGGGCGUCGGCCGCUUGCGCCGGAGCUGUGGGCUUAGAGCAGCGGGGGCAGCACGAGUCCGAGCUGCAGGCCACUCUGCCUGAGGAGAAGCAGUUGGAGCCGGCACGCUCUGCCAGGGCGGCGGGGGAGGAACUCCUGAGGCAGCAGGUGUCCAAGCUGCAGGCCAGCCUCUCCGAGGAGCAGCAGCGGCGAGAGACGGCACUGUCGGUCGCGGCGGCGCAGGCGGAUCAGCUGAGGAAGCAUGCCUCCGAGCUGCAGGCGGCUGCCGCUGCUGAGCAGGCCAGGCUCAGGCAAGAGCUGGGCCGGCUGCAGCAACGCCAAGGCGAGCUGGAGCGGCUGCGGGCUAACUGCGCGCGGCAGAGUUCGCAGCUACAGCAGCUGCGGAGGUCGCAGGAGGAGUACAGCGGUGGCGACGCGGACGCGAUCGGGGCCCCAUCUCAAGAGCAGCAGCGGACAGCCAAGGACGAGGUAGCCUCGCUUGGGCAACGCUUGGCGGCCGAGCCGGAAAACAACGCGACGAGCCAGGAUUUGGCAGAGCGCGCGAAGCUGAAGCUGCAGGAGGAGCUGCUGGCGGCCAAGGGCGAGAUAUUUUCACUGGAGCAAUGCUUGGCAGCUCAGGCGCAGCUGCGGCCGACCAAGCCGCUUGCUGCGAGACCCGCACCAGAGACGCAGCGACGCCAGAUCGUCGCCGAUAUGUGUAGCAAUGUUGAGGAAUACGUCGGGAAGCUGAUAGGGAACUGCUGCAACACAACAUCAGAGAGUACGACUAUCGCGCUGCAUUAUAUCCGCAGCAGGCUUCAUGCUAUUGUAGACGUGGAAGCCGACGCAUUUGACGACGACUUACGGAUGCACGAAUCUAUAGGUACGGUGCUGGCGUUGAAGAAGCUUAUGGAGGUGUGGAUGCUGGUUUCUCUAACGGUGGAUGUGCCACCCAUCCGAUCGAGCGGCUGGGGUGGAUCGGCCAAGUUCCGCUCGCACUUCAAGGCACUUGUACCCUGGAGCGUGUCUCGCGUGGAGCUUCGAUGUCGUUGGCGCGAUGAGAACUUGGGCGUGUCCCAUGGGCGUCUGAGAUUGACCAUCAGACGCAAUGGAACCGUGGUCUCGGAGGUGGAUUGUUUUGCGUUUGCGCCCCAUGUUUGGGUGAAGGAGGUUGUUGCGUUCUCGAGCUCGCAGCUGGGUGAUCCACUCCCAGGUGACACCUUGUCUUUGGAGUACGCAGUGGGCUCGUUCGAAAUAAGGUGUCUCUGUGUGGAGGAUAGGCGCACGGUGGCGGCUUGUCAUCGUGCUGUGGCAGGACGCAGACCUGGCAGUUCAGCGAGGAGGCCCAGAGCGUGA
This is a messenger RNA of Prorocentrum cordatum, 2094 nucleotides long. NCBI's taxonomy places the organism in Eukaryota, Dinophyceae, Prorocentrales, Prorocentraceae. The record is from the annotation of a GenBank genome assembly.